CUUACCGCAGUCCUCGAAGAUGACGGACGCGCGGGCUUUUAUGAAGGCUAGCACCACGCACAGCACAAAUAACAACAUUUGUAUUGGUUUACAAUGCACAAUUUCACCUGUUACACUUGAACUUGUGAAAUUUGAUAAUGUUUUCUAAUUCAGUUCGACCUGCGAGUGGAUUUAAAACUGCCAAACCGAUUUUUUUAAUUUUGAGGUUACGACACAAGCUAAAACAACCAGCCGAAAAACCUGCGAUCAAAGCUGCAGCAGAUGUAGUUAAAUAUUUAGAAAGUAUUCCAGAAUAUGAAGAAAUAAAAGACAAAUUGCCUAAAUCCCUCUUAAGAAAAUAUAAGGCGCCUGAGAGUAUGUAUUUAAUAAAUAGACAAACAGCGAAAGAAAUUGCAAAUGCUGUUCAAAAUCAUUUGGACGAUUCUCCGGUUGUUGAGGUGAAUCCAGGCCUUGGAUUCUUGAGUGAGGAGCUACUGAAACGACACAAGAGUCAUCACUAUAUAUAUGAAACUUCUAGUCACUUUACACCUUUCUUGGAAAAAUUAAAAAAUGAAUAUCCAGACAGAGUUUCUUACAAAAUAGCAGACUUCUUUGAAAUGUGGAAGCUGGCAUUCCAAGAUAAGAUGGACGAAGGAAAUAGGAUUAAGGAAUUAUUAGGUGACCUUUCGACUGAAGAUAAUGAUAGAAUAGUGAAGAUAAUCGGGUCCAUGCCACGGCUGUCAUUCAUGAAACACUUGAUCAACACUAUAGUGUUUCACAAUUCAGACAGUCAGCUGGGCAGGCCAGAUCUCUUUAUCACUAUGCCAGGACACCAGUUUGAUUUUCUUACAGACAGCGACAUUCAACUGAGCAAAUACAAGUCUGUGCCAGCUUUGUUCCAAGUUCUCUUCGACUACAAGAUUAUCAGGACAGUACCCAUAGUCCACUUCCUGCCUUGGACACAUCCACCGACGGGAAAAAACGUUUCAUUGACAGACAACUACCACCUGUUCCUAGUGAACAUAACACAGAAGGCGAAGCUGCCGUGCCCGCCGGACUACCUGCCGCUGCUGUGGUACUUCUUCAAACCCCACGUGUUCUCCAGGUCUACUAGAGUCAUACCGAUGUUGGAACAGUGGAUCCCCGGGUGCGGCGUGUGGCUGAUCACAGGGCAGGACCCUCCCGACACGAGGCCGGACCUCGCUCCCGGCCCUGACGACGCUGCUCUGCCACACAUGACCAUCUUCACAGAGUUUGGAGACCUCAACCUCAAGCAGAAGAUUACUGUCUUCAAAAAAUUCAUAUCUUGGCCAGAGUUCGAGCAAUGUCAGUUCAGGGUAACGAUGGAAAAUAAUUUGCCCAAGUCUGUCUCCCACCUCGACGACGACGACGGCAAGGACGUCAUCCCCGCUCACAUCGAGCACUUGGACCACUCAGACUCCGAAAGCGAAUCAUGAUAUUAACAAAAUAAUAAAACAAUAUUUCUAUAAGAUUAUAA
This is a messenger RNA of Pectinophora gossypiella (pink bollworm), 1477 nucleotides long. It is a transcript of the gene mtTFB2, whose product is annotated as dimethyladenosine transferase 2, mitochondrial. The coding region runs from base 138 to 1436 and encodes 432 amino acids. Gene Ontology annotation, cellular component: mitochondrial matrix. Gene Ontology annotation, molecular function: rRNA (adenine-N6,N6-)-dimethyltransferase activity; mitochondrial transcription factor activity. Lineage: Eukaryota; Metazoa; Arthropoda; Insecta; Lepidoptera; Gelechiidae. Gene Ontology annotation, biological process: rRNA methylation; transcription initiation at mitochondrial promoter. The transcript is spliced from 8 exons. The record is from RefSeq and is a predicted model, not a curated record.